Messenger RNA from Paramecium tetraurelia, 942 nucleotides. RefSeq lists its product as uncharacterized. Lineage: Eukaryota; Ciliophora; Oligohymenophorea; Peniculida; Parameciidae. The record is from RefSeq and is a predicted model, not a curated record. The transcript has 6 exons.
AUGCUUACAGGCAAAGAAGAAUCGGCUUUAUUGCUUUUGAGAUCCAAUCGAGGAAAUCAAGAAAGCAAGGAAUUACCAAAGUAUUUAAGGAGCACCUUCACUGACACCUAUUAAUUGUAGGAACCAGUCAAAGAGAAAAGAGGCAAAAAGAUGUUGCCUUAGUAUGCAUUUGGAAACUCUUUGGAAUCGCCAUCUUUUUUCAGAACUCCAAAUACAUUGAUUUGCAAAGAGAGCUACGACAAUCCAUUCAUCAAGGGACAGCAGAAACCAAAGAGCAAAUGGGAUUCGCUACGUAGCAAUACAUUGAAUAAUUACGAUUUCUACAAUAUUUCAGAAUAGAAGUUUAGUAAUUAGCCUGCGGAAGGAUUUAAUAAUGUGAGAUUAGUGAAUACAGUUACAAACCAGAUAAAUUUUGUUAAGACACCAAAAGUGAAGAAUCAAGAUUAUACUUUCUAGUAAGCAUAUAGAACAUUGUAGAAGACGAGUCAUUUCAGACGUAAACAUGAAUUGUUUACUGAUUUUAUGGAAAAAAAUGAUAACCAAAAUGUUUAUGGACAUUUAAAUGAUAGGCAAAGACCAAAAGGACAUUUAAGAGAUGUUAAGAACUUUAGUUUGACUCCUCAAGAAGUGAAGCUACAGCAUAAGUACACCUUCAAUUCCAUGAUUACGACUCCAAAAUUUAAGAGUGGCAGAAAGGAGGAGUUUCCGAGGGUGAAUAGGGCAGAUGAAAAGGGAUUAGAAGUAGAGUUUGAUUUAUGCUCUUUUAGUUUUCUUAAUUCUCUGAGCAAUUCGAUUAUUUUGACUCAUAUAGACAAUCGGAUGAAGGGGAAGAAGCAAGAUAGAUACAAUGCGGAUCCUGUGACUGAAGAUUAUUAAGAAGAUGAGAUUGGAUUAAUUGAGGUUUUUGAAAAGCAUCUAGAGUUUGAAAAACAAUAUGAUUGA